CUCCCUCAUUUGCUCUGUCCUCAGUUUGAACCCGUGGCUUAUUUCCCUAUAUAAACCAAGGUCACGGACAACUUCUGUUCACAGCUUAUCUUUAACAUCAACUUUGAGAACCCAAAAACCGGAGAUGGGGUUUUGUUUCCAGGCCCUCAUCUCUGCAUUCCUUCAUGUCCUGCUCUUGGUGUCUUUGGAGCAAGCAAGAGCAGGGCAAUUCCACAAUGUGAGCAGUUUGAGUAGGAAGCAAGUGAGCGGUGGGUGCAAUUUGUUCCAAGGACAAUGGGUGUUUGAUGCUUCUUAUCCUCUCUAUGAUUCUUCGAGCUGCCCCUUCAUAGACCCAGAGUUCGAUUGCCAAAAGUAUGGCAGACCCGAUAAACAGUACCUCAAGUAUGCUUGGAAACCUGACAACUGUGACUUACCCAGGUUUGAUGGGAUAGAAUUUCUGAGGAGGUGGGGAGGGAAGAAGAUAAUGUUCGUGGGCGACUCGCUGAGUCUGAACAUGUGGGAAUCGUUGACGUGUAUGAUUCACGCGUCGGUGCCCAAUACAAAAACAUCCUUCACGAGGAAAGACUCACUGUCUUCUGCGACUUUCCAGGAAUUUGGUGUCACUUUGCAUCUAUACCGUUCACCAUACCUUGUUGAUAUAAUUAGAGAAGACGUUGGCCGAGUGCUGACGCUGGAUUCAAUCCAGGGCGGGAAGGCAUGGAAUGGGAUGGACAUGCUGGUCUUCAACACGUGGCAUUGGUGGACCCACACGGGAGGAUCUCAACCGUGGGAUUAUAUAAGGGAAGGGACAAACUUGUACGAAGAUAUGGACCGUCUCACUGCAUUUUAUAAAGGGCUCACCACUUGGGCCAAUUGGGUCGACCUCAAUGUUGUUCCUACCAAAACCAAGGUUUUCUUCCAGGGCAUCUCUCCUACCCAUUAUCUGGGCGCAGAGUGGAAUCGGCCCAAAAAGAAUUGUGAUGGAGAAGUCGAGCCAAUAUCUGGGUCAACCUAUUCGGCCGGUGCACCUCCAGCCGUCGGUGUGGUGAACGAAGUGUUAAGUAAGAUUAAGAAACCUGUUUACUUGCUUGACAUAACAACAUUGUCACAGUUGAGAAAGGAUGCACACCCUUCCUCAUACAGUGGUGAGCAUCCCGGCAUGGACUGCAGCCACUGGUGCCUUCCUGGACUCCCUGAUACUUGGAACCAACUACUGUACGCAGCUGAUCUUGUCGUGUGAAAGCUAACAUAGCACAUCGAUUUUAGUGAUCUUUUCAAAUCAUUUUUUUUUUUUUUUGUAAUUGUUUGGGGGAUCAGAAUAAAAGGGGGGCAAAGGUCAAUUGUAAAGUAAUUGGUUGUCUUAACCACGUGUAUCUCUCUUUUCUGCUUCAGUAUCUUUCUCCAAAAAUUUGUUUUGGAUAACAAUCAGCUCUUGAAGUUGUCUCAUUUUAUGGUCCACAAAGGUGAGACAAAAAUUGAUU
This is a messenger RNA of Juglans microcarpa x Juglans regia, 1460 nucleotides long. RefSeq names its product protein trichome birefringence-like 38. Gene Ontology annotation, cellular component: Golgi apparatus. NCBI's taxonomy places the organism in Eukaryota, Viridiplantae, Streptophyta, Magnoliopsida, Fagales, Juglandaceae. The transcript is spliced from 5 exons. The record is from RefSeq and is a predicted model, not a curated record. Gene Ontology annotation, molecular function: O-acetyltransferase activity. The coding region runs from base 125 to 1219 and encodes 364 amino acids.